Messenger RNA from Punctularia strigosozonata HHB-11173 SS5, 4141 nucleotides. RefSeq lists its product as uncharacterized. Bases 1 to 4011 code for a protein of 1336 amino acids. NCBI's taxonomy places the organism in Eukaryota, Fungi, Basidiomycota, Agaricomycetes, Corticiales, Punctulariaceae. The record is from RefSeq and is a predicted model, not a curated record. The transcript is spliced from 13 exons. Gene Ontology annotation, molecular function: guanyl-nucleotide exchange factor activity.
AUGGCUCUCAACUCUUCACCGCGCAAGGUGGUGCCUUUGGCGACUGGCGAUGACUACCUGCCUCCCUUCAGGUCAGGGCCUUCAGUUACAAGGCGGGCUUUCUUCUGCGGCGUGGUUGUCGAAGGUGCGACUGCAGGGCGCGAGUCCUCCGAAAACGUGCAGGACAUGCUUUUAUCUCUCGGAAAGCCGGUCGGUUCCGAUCCCUCGACAUCUACAGCUCAUGAGAGUACUGAUCAAUCUUCCUCAUCUCAACCUCAUUCCGGGAAACGGUCCACAACAGACACGAGCGCGCUCGCUGAUGUGAUAGAGGAGCUUGUAAACACGGAGCGCUCCUACGUACGGCGAUUACGGCACCUCAAACAUGACUAUGCCGAUCCGCUACGCGAAUUUUCUCGAUCCAAAGAUACUGCCAUCCUUCACCAAUACGAAGCGAAGACCUUGUUCGGGAACAUUGACGCGUUGUUACCUGUCAAUGAAGCUUUCUUGGAAGACCUGGAGAUCAUGGUGCAGAACAAGGACCGCGAUGUGGGAGACGUUGCGCUCAAACAUUUUCGAGAUUUACGUGGUUUCGAGAAUUAUAAACAGUACUACGACAUACGCGAGAGCGCACAGACCAUCUUCGAGCGUGAAAUGUCGAAGAAGUCGUCUAGCUUCUACAAGUUCGUGGAUCGUAUCAAAUACUCCAACUCGGACACACGAAAUCGUGUCGGCCUGCGAGAACUACUCAUGGACCCAGUGCAGCGUAUUCCGCGGUACACCCUGCUCUUUCGCACUAUGAUCAAGUUCAUGGGCCCUGACGAUCCACGACGCGCCAAGCUCCUCGAAGCAGAUGAGCUCGCGAGUAAAAUAGCCCAAGCCGAAACUGAUGAGCAGACCAAGCGUGGCGCCGCCAUGUAUCGCCUGGCAGCCGCAGUGCACCACUUUCCGCCGGCGCUCAUCUCGAACUCUCGGCGGUUUCUUGAUUGCGUAGACUGCGAAGACGUGAUCGCGUCUACCUCGGGAUCCGGAGACUUCUCUGCAGGAGGACUCGAGAGGGGAACAAGCGGCACCGGCCCAGUGGCUAUGCUGCAUUGUUCGCUCUUCCUGUUCGACGACAAGUUGAUGAUUGUAAAGAGACCGAACGGAGAGAAAGGUGGGCGAGCACUGGCCGGGUUAGACGAAUUAGAGAAGGUUACACGAACUCCGAGUUCGUUAUCAAAGAAAAGUGGUCUCGUGUGCAAGGGCGUAGUCGAGAUCACGGAUGUGGUCGUGACCGACGUCGGUGGUUCAGAUAUUCACCUGUACCUUGAGACCCCUGUCGAGGAUGAGUCCGACCGCUGGUCCGGUCGACCUUUCCGUGCUCUCACAAUCGUGAACCCGCAACCCUCCGCAACGAUUAAACCAGCUCGUGCCGAGGCAAACAAGGAGCGCUUUCUGCAGAACCUCUGGCAUGCACAAGCGAACUACCGCACGCGAGCAGGUCUCUCUGUGGCAUUAGCAGCGGAAGAGCAGGAAGUAGAGUCCCGGGGCGGAAGGACUACGCUUGCGAAGACCUUCUUCAAUAUCUAUCAGCGCACGGCGUUUUUGAAGGAGUCAAGGAAGACGAAGAUCGUUGUGCACAUUGACGAACUGGGAUCUUCUGAUGCCCUUCCUUUUGGCGUCAACGGACCGCCGCUGGUCGUGGUAAGGGUUCAGCCAAUGGCCGGAGAAGUUUCGCGGUACACCGUCACGUCAAAUGAUCCCAACGAGGAGCCGGAGGAGGACAUUGUGCAAUCGGCGAGAGUGCCUUCCCGUAUAGUCCAAACCAUCCACCAAUAUGGUUUGUUCAAGUUCCGCACCGGGAAAAACUCUCUUCCCUCGACACCAACCGCUAGCUCCCGUUCACGUGCAGCGAUGUUUGGUCUCGACGCCAUAUCUCGCAACCUGUUCAACGCACGGCCGGGAUCCAUAAAGAGCGAUCUGUUCGGGAACUCCGUCAACGGGAGCUAUCGACGCUCGAGGUCGAAGUCGGCAGCCAGUCGGUCGUCCUUGUAUACCACGACCACGGCGACCACGACCACGACGCUAGACAGUCAACUCACGAAAACGACGUCUCGGACCAACUCUACGGCCGCAACGAGCAUCAUGUCGAUGGAUGAUGACGAAACUGCUACGAGCGACAAGACGCCGAGGGCGCGGAAACUUCUCAAGCGAAACAAAUCAACGUCUCAUCACCGACACUCUUCUGAGAACGACCUGGAGAGAACACCAUCUCGUCUCAGCGCUGCUUCGACGUCUGCCGAGUCCCGGUCUCCAUCUGCAGAAAGGGAAUUGGACUAUAGUGACGUAGAGGAUGCAGACGGUAAACUGCUUGACGAGGUUACCCACGACACGUCGGAUUGGAAUUUGACUUUGCAGCUUGAGCUGGCUCGGCGCAAUAGUAGAAAUCAACACGACGUUACCCCAAUGCACUUAGAGCAUCCCGUAACGGAUACAAUACUUGAAGGCAUGCAUAUUUUCCGUUUAGUGUAUCCGUCGCUAACAUGUUAUAUAUCUCCAGAGGAACCUCCUCGGCCCAACAGACCAGUAUCCCGUGCCUCCCGACAAUCUCAACAGUCUCCUGUCCGACCUUCCUCUAGAGGUUCUCGCGAGCUUCCUCCUCGUCCUUCGUCCAGCUCGUCCCGCGAUUAUCCGCAGCGACCGGAUUCUCGCGCGUCCAGGGAGUCGGAUGUAUCCCCUCGAAGCUCGCGGUCGAGAGCAUCGUCCUUGCCCACCGGUGGACCGAGACCUCUGGGCCCUCGGUCGCCCUCUCCUCUUCCACCUCAGCGACCUACAAGUCCCCGCGCUCUGCCUGCCGUACCGCUCACUGGGAUUUUCUCACCAGCCGGAAUCUCCCCCACGUCUGAGUCGACGUUGGCCACUAUGCCUAGCCCCCCAGUGACGCCUGCGCGUUCGCCGUUGCCCAGAAGCAAGCGGAUGCCAUUCGGUCCCACCACCAACAAUGCCGAUGCGACGCCUAAAGCAUCUCACAUCGCCGCCCCCUCUAAGAUUCCGACCAGUGUGGAGCCGCUCGCCAUCAACAAGAAGACCUCGGUUCGCUCGUCAAAUUCGGGAACAUCCCCCGGGGCGGUCCGACGGACACCUGGCAGGUACUCGCUCACGAAGACAUCACCGAUGCCCGCGUCUGUCAAGGAUAUAUCACCAUUAUCUGCCAGCACCUCGCGACUAGGCUCCGUUUCGCCGCUUCGGUCGGAUCCAGAAGCUAUCCUGAGGAGAUUGGAAGCGACGAAGGAGGACGCGGAGUCUGCCAGUCGGGCGGUCAAGCGGAUACGCCUUGAAAUUGACCGCAUCCGUUCUGCCGAGGACGAGGCUCAGAGCCGUCCCUCCUCCCCGGAUAAGAGCAGUCGGCCGGCCUCCCCCGACAAGUCGCUCACGCGCCUCGCUCUUCAAAACUCGGCUCCGGUCACAAAGGAGGCCCAAGCGAGGAUGGACGAAAUGCGGAAGCUCAUAGGCAAGCGGAGCGAAGCACUGACCCGAACGCGCUCGCGGAGCCUGAUCAACGCGUCCGUCUUCAAACCGCCCAGUCCUGCUAGAAAGUCCGAGAACGACCCUUGGGGCGCGCUGGACGAGCCCGUCACGGAUAUCGAGCAAGGGCUAAGACGUAUCGCGAGCUCCGCUGACGCCAUAAAGGCCAGCAUCCAAGCGAUGGCAGCUGAACUUUGCGAGAAGUCCGCGGCCGAGGAGAGGAAGGCAGCUGAAGUGCAGAACAGCAGACGUCAGCUCGAGCUUGUCAAGAGCCUUCUGGACGACUGCACCACGGAGAAGGAGAUCAUGUAUGAGGCCUUCAACGACGAGCUCUCCGAGCUCUUCAACGACGCCAGUCUACCGAGAGAUGACGCCUUCAGAGCGAUGACCAAAGAGCUGCAAAAGGCUAUGGAAACGCGGAACGCCCACGCCCAGGAGAAUUCACAUUUGAAACGGAAGGUCGUGGAGUUGGAGAUGCAGCAGGAACAAUGGGGUGCCCUAUUACGUGCGCACGGACUCAUACCCUGAUACCCUGGCGGGACCUCAGGUCACCCACACCCGACUUUCUCGUGCUUGCUAUCAUUUUUUUUGCUUUCGAAAGUUAUCGCUGCUGUCAUCUACGUUCGAUCCGAUGCACAAGAUGCUAUGCGCGUCUAAU